GUCGGGUGCAGUAGCGCCACCUUCCGUUUCAGAGUCAAAGACACGCAAAUGUUAUGGUAUUUCUUCUUCUUCUGUUUAAACAGUGUACGUUUCAGCGUCUUUGGCUCACAGCGCCCUAAGAAGACUAGUGCGGAUGAAUUCACUGAGCUGGCAAGCUUGAGAGGAGAUAUGAUGGCGGACUACAAGCAUAACAGCAGGAGUUUCACCGAAGACGGAGGGCCGCAGGAGGAGGAAGGCAGAGUGAAAACUAAGCCUGUCUCUUGUAGCAAUGUGGGGGGAGAAGGGACAGCAGUCAAACGCACAUCCCAGCAUCUCACGCCCGAGGAUGAGGAUGAAUCCUCAGAAGACCCACCAGCACCCCGCAAAGUCUCCAAGAUAGGCUUUAGCAUGAGCAGUCCGCUGGCAAAGAAGUCCAACCCCAUAUCUAUCAAACUUGGAGCAACAAAACCCAAGGAACCUGUACCAUCACUCCCUCCAAAAAAGACAGGGCUGGCAUCUGUGUUUAAUGAAGAUGAUGAUAGUGAACCUGAGGAGAUGCCUCCAGAAGCAAAGAUGAGGAUGAAGAACAUUGGCAGGGAGACACCCACAUCUGCAGGACCCAAUUCCUUUAACAAGGGCAAGCAAGGCUUCUCUGAUCAUCAAAAACUUUGGGAGAGGAAGAUGAAGGCCCAAGCAGACAAACUCAUUGUGGACAUGAGACGAAGUAAAAUGUAAACCUCCCACGAUACUCCAUGACUGACUCACGUUUACGUUUUUAACCACUACGGGCUGAUGCUAACUGAGAGGAGAGGUACCAGACUGUCAGACCUUCUGAUCAGAGGAGACAAGUUGGGAUAUGGGACAUACAAAUUAGCCAGAAUAUUGUUCAAACUGUGUAGAAUUUGCUACAGUUGCAUUCAACUGGCUAAUGAUGACAAAAACCUAGUAUCUUAGAGCCCUCGUGCCCCUUUUGUGACUUGCUUGUUCCUGUCUGAAGUGACCAUGGUCCUGAGUGAGCUCUUAGUGUUGCUUGUCUUAUGUUUAUGUAAAAAUGUACAUACAAGUGUGACAAUGUUUUAUUUUGAAAUCCACAAAUGGGAGUGUGCAUUUGGGUAUUAUGUUAAUGUGCAUGUGUGUGUGGGGCAUAGUCUAAACGAACAGAUUGUUUUCUUUCACUCAGUUUCUAAAUGUACAACCAUUUGUUUUCACCAGCUGUGCCACCUCAUAGGCGUUCUUGUUUGAUUAGAUUUUUAUGUUGUUAUUUUUUCAUGUUUGAGCUUUGUGCCAGUAUUUCUGGUUCUGCUUAUUUAAUACCAGAUUUCUGCCUGCUUCAUUGAACUGGCAAACAGAAGGACUGAUAAUGUGUUUUUAGUUAACAACUGUGUGAAGACAAGAAUCAUACAGCUACGUACUGUACGUAAUGUACGUUAGACUCAUUUACACUUACGUCCGCUUCUCGGCAGAAAGUCCAAACUUCAGAAAUAAAGCCCCAGUCCUCUUGGUUCAGAUAAUUGUGGUUUUUGAAACAUCCCCAUGAUCAAAAAUAUAAACUUUCAACUCCUCUGUAGGUUACCGUACUGUUGAGAAGGGACUUUCCUUGAGUGAAUAUAUUUCCACUGCCCAGACGUGAUUUAUCAAACACCUCUAU
Acanthopagrus latus (yellowfin seabream) is the source of this 1627-nucleotide messenger RNA. RefSeq names its product PEST proteolytic signal-containing nuclear protein-like. The transcript has 6 exons. Gene Ontology annotation, cellular component: nucleus. Bases 49 to 714 code for a protein of 221 amino acids. Gene Ontology annotation, biological process: protein ubiquitination; proteasome-mediated ubiquitin-dependent protein catabolic process. NCBI's taxonomy places the organism in Eukaryota, Metazoa, Chordata, Actinopteri, Spariformes, Sparidae. The record is from RefSeq and is a predicted model, not a curated record.